AUGCCUUUGAUCAAAGAAGACAACUCCACGCUGGAGCCAAUUGCAAUUGUUGGAAUGGCUUGUCGCCUACCGGGCGACAUUGAUGGCGCUUCCAAGUUCUGGGACAUGCUCAUAGAACAAAGAUCAGUUCGCACACCACGUGUGCCCAGCAAUCGAUUCAAUAUUGAUGCCCACUUUCAUCCCGACCUUGCUCGCCCUGGCUCUUUCACAGCCUUAGGUGGCUAUUUUCUUGACGGCAACCUUGAAGAUUUCGACUGUACCUUCUUCAACAUCACUCCGGUUGAGGCCCAAUGGCUUGACCCACAGCAACGGAAGAUGCUGGAAGUGUGCUAUGAGUGUUUUGAGAACGCCGGUCUUCGGCUGGACCAGGUGGCUGGUUCUAACACGGCAGUCUAUGCUGCUACAUUUACUAGCGACUACCAGCAAAUGUCGAUCUUCGACCGUGAUUUUCGACACAACUACGCAGCAACUGGUGUUGAUGUUGGUAUCAUCAGCAACAGAAUCAACAAUGCAUUCAACCUGAACGGACCAAGCUUCACAAUUAACACUGCCUGCUCAUCCUCAGUAUACGCUAUCCAUAGCGCCUGCCAUUCUCUGCGCUCGCGCGACUGCGAAGCUGCACUCGUUGGUGGUGUCAACCUGAUACUUAUCGUUGAUCAGCAUAUGAAUACGGCGAAGCUAGGUGUACUUUCGCCAACAUCCGAGUGUCACACAUUCGACGAGUCUGCAGAUGGAUACGGACGUGCUGAAGGAGUGGGCGCCAUCUACCUCAAGCGUCUUUCAGAUGCCAUUCGGGACAGAGAUGUCAUCCGCGGAGUCAUAAGAUCAUCCGCCGUCAACACAAAUGGGAAGGUCGAAGGCAUGGGAAUUACAUUUCCCAAUGUUUUGGGACAGGAACGAGUUUUGCGCCACGCCUACGAAAGAGCAAAUCUUGACCCAAACAGAACAGCAUAUCUUGAGUGCCAUGGUACAGGUACCCCAUCAGGUGAUCCUAUUGAAGUCCGAGCAGUCGCCAAUGGAAUGAAUGACAGCCGAAGCCUGGAGAAGCCACUUAUACUUGGGGCAGUCAAAUCGAACAUCGGGCAUUCUGAAGCUGCUUCCGGUAUAUUCGCUACAAUGAAGGUCGCACUUUCCACAGAGAAAUCAAAAAUUCCAGGCGUCCAUGGUUUCCGUAAAUUGAAUCCUAAUAUUAAGGAUAAAGAAUGGAACAUCAAAAUUGCCACAGAGCUUAUGGAAUGGCCGGAGGGAUUCGAUGAGCGCAGAGGUAGCGUAAGCUCUUUUGGAUACGGCGGGACCAACGCGCAUCUAGUCAUCGAGUCAAUCGAAACGCUAUGCCCGUGGUACGAACAUGGUCAUCCAAAAGUGUCUGCUAAAUACAGUUACGACCUCGGAGACCGGCCAUUUUUGAUCACCAUGAGUGCUCACGAUAGGAAGACACUGACAAACAAUAUCCGCAGCCAUCAGCCCAUUGCCGGUGAAUAUCACCUACCCGACCUCGCGUAUACCUUAAAUUGUCGGAGAAGUCGCUUUGCUGAGAGAGGUUAUACCAUAGCCUUCCCGGGGCGAGAGCCCGAGUCAUUUGAACUUGACAGCUUCAGGUUCGGCUCGGUAGCAAGCGACCCAUCCAAGGUUGGCUUCGUAUUUACCGGACAAGGCGCACAAUGGGCCCGUAUGGGCUAUGAAGCAAUGCAAUUCUUCCCGCAAUUUGCCGAGACCAUCGAGUCCCUUGACAGGGUGCUGCUCCGUGCUAGCCCAAGGCCAACCUGGAGCCUCAAAGCCUUGCUUUCUUGUCCUGAAGAAUCCAGCAAUGUGGGUGAGGCUGAGAUCUCUCAACCUGCCUGUACGGCCAUCCAAAUUGCCAUUGUGGAUCUUUUUGCGGCUUGGGGGAUUGAUCCAGCUGUAACAAUAGGACACAGCAGUGGCGAGAUCGCUGCCGCCUAUGCUGCGGGUCGAAUUUCCGCACCUGAAGCAAUACUCGCGGCUUACUUGAGGGGGGUCGCAGUCAAGAUAGCCGCCCCAGUCGGGACAAUGCUGGCUGUCGGAUUGGGUGUAGAUGAAGUCGAGGAUUAUGUUCCCGAAGAGUUUGCAGAGGGAAUCACCGUGGCCUGUGAAAACUCCCCCAAAAGCGUCACUCUGAGUGGUGCAUUCGGAGACAUUGCUGUGAUCCAGGACAUCCUAGAAGAGACGAAAGUGUUCUACCGCGAGCUGAAAACUGGUAGAGCUUACCACUCCCCCCACAUGAAUUCCGUGGCACCUGUGUACGCCGAACUCUAUGAAAAAUCCCACAAGGCUCUGACCGCAGCAGACCUGGCUUGGCGGCGGCAGCCCGCGCCGAUGAUCUCGUCUGUAAGCGGCCAGGAACUGGAUAGUGCAGAUUUGGGAAUCUCAUACUGGUGCGACAACCUCCAAAACCGAGUUCUUUUCAACACAGCAGCCCAAUUGUUGGGGCGAGAUGACAACUACUCGGAUGUCAGUAUCAUGGUAGAGAUUGGGCCUCAUCCUGCGCUCUCUGGUCCGCUCAAACAGGUUUAUACAGAAGAAGGAUUCAAGAAGAAAGAUAACAUUGCGACGUUUGUUCGGGGCUCCGACAGUGCUGUAGCUCUCCUUCGAACGAUGGGAGAACUGUACGUUCGAGGCAUCGAUGUAGACUUUCAGUCGAUCAAUAAUAUCGGGGAGGCUCCAAGCUCACCACUCGACUUUGUUCACAGCAACAAAAAGUACAGUGCACCUCGCUAUUUACCAGACUUACCCCCGUAUCAGUGGAACUACGAGACGAAGUAUUGGCACGAGCCUCGCGAAGUACAAGAGCUGAGGAAAACAAGAUACCCCCGCCACGACAUACUUGGCCGUAGAAUCUUCGGACUAUCUCCCCAGGGAUCGACCUGGAAGAACGUUCUUCGACAGCGCGACCUGCCAUGGCUCAAGGAUCAUACUCUCGGAUCUGACGCUGUCUUUCCUGCUGCUGGAUAUGUGUGUAUGGUUAUGGAAGCUCUAAUGCAGCAGCUAGAUCUUGAUCUUGAGGCUGUGGAGAGUAUGGUGCUCAGGGGCGUGAGGAUGAACAAAGCUUUGGUCAUUCCAGAUUCUGAUGGUGGCGUUGAAACUCACACCCGCUUGCAACAGGCCGCCAAUAAUUGGUACACAUUCUCAGUCGAAUCGGUCAACCAAGAUGGGCAAUGGAAUUUGCAUGCUUCUGGUAAAAUCCGUCAAAUGAACUUUAACAUUUCUGCCAAAAGUUCAGGCAACCAGUACAACUUUGCCCAAUUACACCAGCAGGUACCAGGCAAGUCGUGGUAUAGAUCGUUUGACCGUGUAGGCUUUCAUUACGGAGCCAAUUUCCAAACCAUGGAUCAAGUUCGGUCUAAUGGCAAGGAUCGAGUUGCCGCCGCCAGUAUUCGUGUCCAGACUGAAUGCGGCUCGAUGAAAGAGGAGUCACGAUAUGCAAUCCAUCCAUCGACUAUCGACGGCUGCCUUCAUACAGUUAUCGCCGCAGUCCACCGUGGAUUGCACAAAGAAAUGCCUUGGGGUGUUGUCCCCUUGGAGAUUGAACAGAUAACCGUCAAUAUUCCAAAGGCCAGCGAUGUCAACACAUACGGAGACUGCAAGACCUGGGUUGUGAAGACCUGGGAUAGGUACUUCGAAACGAACGCUGAGCUUUUUGGCAGCAGUAGCAAUCAUAUACUUGAGAUUAAGAAUCUCAAGCUCGUUAUAUAUGACGCAGCGGUUCCGAAAACAUUGGAAACGCGAGCCAAGCAGCCCUAUCGAAGAAUAGUGUGGAAGCCUGCCCCAAGUGAGGCUAGUUCCUUACAUACCAAUGGAGAUAUCGAAAAUAGCUCAGUUGAGCUUAUUAGUGCAUCUGGGAAGUCUAAGCUCGCCGAUUACCUCGGUUCCGAGUGCAUCAGUAUCUCAGAAUACGUACUGAAGCCAUCUCAUCAGGGCCCCAUUAUAGUUGAUGAUACAGACGGCGCUAUUUUGAGUAGCCCGACCACAAAAACGUUUGGGAUUUUGAAAUCUCUGCUAGGAUCAGCGCGUCCUAUCGUCUGGCUUACAAGGGGGGUCAACGAAGGAGACUGUGUUGAGGGGGGAAUCGCACAGGCGUUUCUUCGUGUUGCCCGCUCCGAAGCAGCAGCGGCACGUAUUAUUCUUUUGGAUGCCGAUGGAAAAGUCAGCACACAUAUCGUUGCCAGCAGGCUUCAGCACUACUGCAGGGUUGCGGUACUGCUCGAACCAGAUCAAGACAACGAAUUUUGGCUCACCGAGAAUGGAGAUGUACUCGUCGCCCGCAUUGAAGUGAACAACACCCUCAAUAAUCUUCUCAAUGGUGGCGAGUCAUACAAAACCUUGCCAAUAAGUGCCAAACACCACGAAGCACUCAUUCUUGGCAACGAGGUAAUUUUUGAAGAAACGAAAAGCCCAGAGCAGGCUCUGGAUUCACUACAGGUGGAGAUACAAAUAUUAUCUACUGAGAUCAACAAGAGUGAUUUAAUCACUCAUGCGGGGGACUAUGGGCGCGUAAGACUUGUGACUGGCACAGUAUUACGUGUGGGUAAAGACGUCGACGAGAAACUUCAAGGCCAGAUGGUUCUAGCAUGCGCCAAGACCGCAUAUGCACUUCAAACCAGGGUGGUUAGCGAGACAUUCGUUUCAAUCGACUCGUCUUUUCUGCAACCAAAAAUUAUGGCAAGCCUUGCGACUUUUUACAAGGCAGUGGAUGCUCUGCGAGUGGCCGGGAUUGAAGCCGGUGACAGUGUGCUUCUGCUCCCUGGCCCGCCAGAUUUCCUCGACGCUAUCUUGGCUCUCGGAUCACAUAUUGGAUUUCAAGUGACUCGAGUGGGCGAUGAUGAAACCUGUGUUGAGCGUUUUGUCGAAUCUCAGAAAUGCCCCAAGUUCGUCAUCGCUGGUGGGCUAUCACCUCUUAUUCAAGAAAUCUGGUCUCGCCUGCCUCAAGGCUGCAACUUGGUUCUAAGUGAUGUUAAUCUCAGCGAACCUUUAGACCCUCGGCCCUUCGCCCGAGGAGUUACUCUUAACAUCUGUGGCAUGGUCAAUUUCUACGAAAACAGCUGCACUCAGGGCAUUGUUGAGUCUUUGAUCGAGACCAGAGAUAUCCUGCUCAGUCCCACCAAAGCCAUUGCGAUGCCGUCACAAUUGCCUUUGGACAUUGAGGAUCUAUCAAAUCUCGAGGAGGCCCGGGGCAAGCUGCCUAACGUAGGAUCCAACGCCGUUCAGAUCCGUUACAAUCAAAGCAGAAUCAAGUCUCGCAAACGAAGACCCCAGGUGCAGUUUGACUCAGAUGCAGCUUACAUCCUGGUUGGAUGUCUCGGUGGCCUUGGGCGAAGCUUGACAACGUGGAUGUUAGAGAAUGGCUGUAGAAAUUUUGUUUUCCUCUCCCGAUCCGGAGCCGACAAACCUGAAGCUAAGGCAGUAGUCAAACGCCUACAACAAGCAGGUGCUGAAGUUCAUAUCUUCUGCGUGGACGCCAGCCAUGAAAACGAUGUUGCCCGGGUCAUUGCCGAGGUUUCGUCCACAACACUGAUCAAAGGUGUCAUCCACGCUGCCAUGGUGCUCUGUGACAACUUACUUCACAGCAUGACAUUGGAACAAUACAGUCAAGCUCUAAAGCCAAAAAUGCAGGCCGCCGUAGCCCUUCACAACGCUCUUGGUAUGAGGGACUUAGACUUUUUCAUUAUGACGAGCAGUCUAUCGGCCGUACUUGGAAACCCAGGGCAGGCCAAUUACUGCGCUGGGAACGGCUUCUUGGAUUUCUUGGCUCUAUACCGACUCAAACGUGGUCUAGCAGCUUGUUCCAUUGCCCUCCCCAUGGUCGAGAACGUUGGGGUUGUGGCUGAGAAUGCGUCGAUUGCAGGAGCACUGACGCGCCAGAAUCCAUUUAGUAUUGACGAGCGAGAGAUGAUUUUGGCAUUUGAGGCCGCAAUCCUACAAGGACAGGAUCAGACUCGUGAUAAAAAUACAAUUGGGGACGCGCAACUGAUUCUCGGCCUGGAACCCGAGGCAGUCAUGGCGGCCAUGCAGGCGUCAGAGUCUGACAUGUCGAAUGCAUAUUGGGUUACCGACGCGCGUUUGACGCCUUUCCGCUCCGAUCUUCAGCAGCUUCUAGAGGCGAGCCAUACGUCCCCUGGAGGUGGUAGCACUUCCCAUCGUGGUACUAUGACGUCUGCCUCUUUAGUGGGCAAGUCACGGACCGAGGUACUAAACCUCGUCGGAUCACAUAUCGCUAAUCGCACGGCGCGAAUCCUAGGCAUGGAUUCAGAAAAGUUUCAGCUGGACGGUAUAUCCGUGGCCCGUCAAGGGGUGGAUUCAAUGAUCGGGGUUGAACUCCAGACAUGGCUGUUUAAGGAGUUCGAUGUCCAAGUGAGCGUGCAGGUUCUCUCUAACCCAAGUACCACAUUCAGAUCUCUUGCGAGCACGGUAGCCGAACACCUGUAUGUUGCAGCUUGAUCAUGGUAGAUGUCUCAGCCCACGGUCGCAUAUCAACUCAAUAUUAUUUAUUUUCAUGUCAAUGAAUCGUAGGGGAGGAUGGGAAAUAUAGUC
Molecule: messenger RNA, 6546 nt
Organism: Xylaria bambusicola
Lineage: Eukaryota; Fungi; Ascomycota; Sordariomycetes; Xylariales; Xylariaceae
Product: putative polyketide synthase
Exons: 9
Coding region: 1-6453 (2150 amino acids)
Biological process (GO): secondary metabolite biosynthetic process; fatty acid biosynthetic process
Molecular function (GO): 3-oxoacyl-[acyl-carrier-protein] synthase activity; fatty acid synthase activity
Source: RefSeq, a predicted model, not a curated record